CGGCAGCUCCGGCAGCCUUGAGGGACUACAUAUGCAAAACAACUGAUGCUUAAUAUUCAUGAGCUUCUUUUGGGGCUUUAAGUCGUUGAUUAGGACAGCGGCACAGCUUUCUGUCCCAACUGCCCGCCUGACUGGCUGACUUUAUGUGUGUGUGUGCGUGUGUGUCUGUCGCACCCCUUCUCUCUCCCACCGGCCAUACACACACACACUCUCUCACUCACAUCCACCCAGAGCAGAUCAGUGCAGGCAGGCAGCGCUCAGCCCGCUAAAUUGUGUUGCUUCCUCCAAGUGGAAGCGAGGACCGAGAGACCGGAGAAAGAAGAGGACACAUAUUGAAACUUUUUUUUUUUCUUCCCACAAAACAGCCCAAUCUUUUUCUCUGGAGGAGGUUGACAUGACAAUGAGCCGUUAUCGCCGAUGGAUUUGGUAGGACAUCCGCUCUCCGAGUGUUUUUUAAUGCACUCUGAACAAGAAAUGAACUUGUCGAAGGGUCCACUGGUGAACAGCAGCACUGACGACAGCUCCAAGUCAACGUACGGUAAAUGCGGCGCUGGCGCCUGGAGGAUGCACCAAAGCUACGAGCCGCUGGAGACCAACCACAUGAGAGACCCACAUGCCCUCUACAACCCGAGGCUUCUCUGCAGAAUGUCCAGUAAGGAGCGCCACCUUGAGUCCAACUGUCCGUCCUCGUAUAUAAAGACAGAGCCAUCAAGUCCCGCCUCCCUGACUGACAGUCUAAACCACCAUUCGCCCGGGGGCUCCAGCGACGCUUCAGGCUCCUAUUCGUCCACCAUGAACGGCCACCCAAAUGGCUUAGACUCCCCGAGUCUUUAUGGCUCCAACGCGGGGCCUUUGGGUCCCGCCGGCGGCCCCGGAUCCAAACGCUAUGAGGACUGUUCGUCAACGAUCGGGGAAGAUUCGCAGAUAAAGUGCGAGUACAUGUUGAAUUCCAUGCCAAAGAGGCUGUGUCUGGUGUGUGGGGACAUUGCUUCUGGCUACCACUAUGGUGUGGCGUCAUGUGAGGCCUGCAAAGCCUUCUUCAAACGCACCAUCCAAGGCAACAUAGAAUACAGCUGUCCAGCCACCAAUGAGUGUGAAAUCACCAAGAGGAGACGCAAGUCCUGCCAGGCCUGCCGCUUCAUGAAGUGUCUGACUGUGGGCAUGCUGAGGGAGGGUGUUCGUCUGGACAGGGUUCGCGGUGGAAGACAGAAGUAUAAACGCCGGAUAGACGCCGACAACAGUCCUUACCUGAACCCCCAGCUGGCUCUGCCCGCCAAGAAGCCAUUUGCCUUUGGCUGCCUUGCAGAUAACAAAAUUGUCUCUCACCUGCUGGUGGCCGAGCCAGAAAAGAUAUAUGCCAUGCCCGACCCCACGGUACCAGACAGCGACAUUAAGGCCCUGACCACGCUGUGCGACCUCGCCGACAGAGAGCUGGUGGUCAACAUCGGCUGGGCCAAACAUAUCCCAGGCUUCUCCACGCUGUCUCUAGCAGACCAGAUGAGUCUACUGCAGAGUGCAUGGAUGGAGAUCUUGAUCCUGCGUGUGGUCUACCGCUCGCUUUCCUUCGAAGACAAGCUGGUGUAUGCGGAGGACUACAUCAUGGACGAGGACCAGUCGAAGCUGGCUGGACUGUUAGACCUGAAUAACGCCAUCCUCCAGCUGGUCAAAAAGUACAAAGCCAUGAAAAUGGAGAAGGAGGAAUUUGUCACUCUCAAGGCCAUCGCGUUGGCUAACUCAGAUUCCAUGCACAUUGAGGACGUGGAUGCCGUGCAGAAGCUCCAAGACGUGCUCCACGAGGCCCUGCAGGACUACGAGGCUUCCCAGCACCAGGAGGACCCUCGCCGGGCAGGCAAGCUGCUCAUGACCCUGCCUCUGCUCCGCCAGACCUCCACCAAGGCCGUGCAGCACUUCUACAGCAUCAAGCAGGACGGCAAAGUGCCCAUGCACAAACUCUUCCUGGAGCUGCUGGAGGCCAAAGUGUGAGGGCGGAGUCUCCAAACUACUUCCAGUGACCUCUCCACCUUUAACACACACACAGUAAUAUGCCCCUUAACUAAACAAGUAAGCUACUCCUUACCUUAACUGUCUAAGAUUUAAAAAAAAAAAAAGGUUCACUUGACCUUUCGCUUUUGGGAGGUGCGGGGAUGCAAGCUGACAGACUGAUAUGACCCCGCCCACUUUAUUGGGGCAGAGACAAAGACGCUUCCUGCUGUUAUUGUCCUGAGCAAGAACGCCGACAAGAACUCUCUCAUAUGCAUUUAAUAAUGAGCUUAUUCAUACGAGGACACAAGGAAAUGUUCAUUUGAUGACCGGUGAGAGCCCCCCUAAUCCUCCUCUCCCACCUAUAUUAAUUUUGUAAGUGUUUAAGAAGAUAAGUUAAAGGGAAAAAAAAGAAGUAUUAAUGACAUUUGUAAUCACAUUACGUGUACAUUGACAUUGGGAUGGACAAAGAAGAUGGAAGAGAUUUGCCUGCCAAAAGAUGGAACACUUUCAUUACAUUCAGCAGAUGCCAGCAAACUUUCACUAUCAUACACAAUUAUUUGAAGUUUUAUUUUGAAAAAUCCCUUUCUCUUCCAUAAAUAAUUUCCAGCCAACAGGGCUGAUUUAUCUACAUUUGGAUUUGCUGUUAACACUUUCAUGGUUCUUCUCGAAUGACGGGCCCGGUUACCCACUAUGCUCCUGGGUUUCAUGCUUGAAGCGAAAAAUUCCAGCAGAGUUAAUGAGUGACUAAGAAGUCAGCAGUUGUUGCUUUUCCACAAAAAAAGCUGUGAUAACCAGGCCACCUUCAACACAUUAAUCGUAAAAUAAAAAUGCUGAUAUUUACACACUUUAUCUAAAAGGAGACUGAGGGCAGCGUAAAAGUGCCACUAUAGCAAAGUGGAGACUAUGGAGUUUAAUACUGCUGGGUCCACAGCAUAGCAAUAGACUAAAUUAGUACAUUUUUUAUGUAGCCUCAAAUGUUACAAUCAAGGCUGCAACAAUUUAUUGGUUAGAAAAAAAAUGUUCUGUUGUUUCGAUUCAUCGUUAAAUGAGUGUAACUAAUAAAAGUUGAUGAAAUCCAGACAGCAUGGAAUGCCCGGAACUUUAAAUACUCGGACACACCAUAGUUUCUGCUACAAAAGAGCGUACAUGAGAGCGGUGGCGUGUGGGUGCUGUGUCACAUUUUUAUUAUGCACACAUGUUAAAAGUGCAAUUUCAAUGUUAAUGAUGUGCAUUUAUUACAAAAAAAGAUGGUUAUGGCAAGCAUGAAAAAUUGGUGUUUGUUUUAAGUAUUUGCCCUAAACUACGCAUUGAGGCCAUAAACUGUGUUUUAUCCGAUUACUCGAUCUGAUAACAAACUAUUUGAUUGAUUACUAAAAAUGAUUGAUGUCUGCAGCCAUAGUUAGAAGGUUCUAACCUGCUCGACCAUAACUAGUCACUCCUGGUCCCUGGUUCUACCUCUGGAAAAGCGUAAAGUGAGCCAAGUGGACACUUGGACUGCUCACAUUGUCUGCAGCGUUUCCAUCUUCUCAGCUUCAGCCUCACGUGACUCCGCCCGUGUGUCAAUAGUCCUUUGUCACCUCCGUGCUUCCCUCCUUGCUCACUUUCCUUCCCACGAGAUCAUCUUUACAAGAUGGCCUCGGACCGGUGGGGACAGAGGGUGCAUUGUCAAGCCUCGCUUUAUGUGUCAUUUCAAGGGGUUUCUAUCUGGGACUAAUCCUUGCUAAUGUACCUCGAAUAGGCGUGUAAAUAACAGCCAUCUUGUGUAUGACAAAUAACAGCAGCUUUUGUUUUGGAACUUCCUGUCCGCUAUUAACUUGACCAUGACGCUCAGCUGCUAUCAUGUAUGUAUAAACAUAAUCAGUAAUAUCACUUAUUGACAAGGAUGAGGUUAGGGGUCAGGACACCUCGUCAUGGGACUGAGAAGCCAUCGUCUAAAGCCGCGUUUCCACCAGGUGGUACAGUUCUGGUUGCCACGGUACACUUUGGAACAGUAAUGUGUGCCCUCAUAGUAGCAGGACAGGUCACUGACUGCAACGGCCCACAUUUUCUGCCUCGUUCCCAAGUCAAUGAAGAGCUAAAUGGAAGCAGGAAUUGUCCUGUGUGAAAUGUUGUAAAGUUUAAAAGGGAGCUGCACUGCUUCGUGAAUUGUGCCUGUCAUUCACAAUCCUUAUGUAAGACAAGAACACAUACGUUUUUUCCCUUUUUAUGUAUAUUAAAUAGUAUACAAAAACUGCUAGUAAGAGGCAGCUAACAAUGCAGCCAAUGGGGAUACAUAAAAUGUUGUAAACCUCCAUUAGCGUUUUAUAUACAUGCUGUAAGAAUAUAUGUGAUGUAGAAACAGGAACAUUCAUUAUAACUACAGAUGUCCGAUAAUAUGGGACUGCCGAUAUUGCCUGUUAAAUGCUUUAAGAUGUAAUAUCGGAAAUUAUUGGUAUCGGUUUCAUAAAGUAAAAUUCAUUACUUUUUAAAACGCCUCUGUGUACACAAACGUACGGAGAAGAACAGAGCGCCAAUAAAACCUUAAAGGCACUGCCUUUGCGUGCCGGCCCAGUCAUAUAAUAUCUACGGCUUUUCACACACACAAGUGAAUGCAACACAUACUUGGUUAGCAGCCACACAGGUCACACUGAGGGUGACCGUAUAAACAACUUUAACACUGUUACAAAUAUGCGCCACACUGUGAACCCACACCAAACAAGAAUGACAAACACAUUUCGGGAGAACACCCGCACCGUAACACAACAUAAACACAACAAAACAAAUACCCAGUGUCCCUUGCAGCACUAACUCUUCCGGGACACUACAAUAUACACACACCUCCCACCCCCCACUAUCUCCUAACCCUCCACCUCAACCCCACCCGCCCACCUCUACCUCCUCAUGCUCUCUCAGGGAGAGCAUGUCCCAAAUUCCAAGCUGCUGUUUUGGGGCUUGUUAAAAAAAAAAAAAAAUGCACUUUGUGACUUCAAUAAUAAAUAUUGCAGAGUGCCAUGUUGGCAUUUUUUUCCAUAACUUGAGUUGAUUCAUUUUGGAAACCUUGUUAGAUUGUUUAAUGCAUCCAGUGGGGCAUCACAACAAAAUUAGGCAUAAUAAUGUGUUAAUUCCAUCGGUUGAUAUCGGUAUCGGUAAUUAAGAGUUGGACAAUAUCGGCAAAAAAGUCAUUAUCGGACAUCUCUAAUAAUAACAUUUAAUAUCUACCUUAUUUUGAUCUUUUUAAAUAUUACCCUAACUUAUUUUCUGGGGGCAUUGAUUUCACAGAGCGCAUUGCAAUGUUUGCUACUUCAUUCAACAAAAACUACUACUCAUAAUCAUGGCAGACUUCAUGACUGCUUUGGGACAAGCAAUGAUUCAGAACUUUACAUUUUUGAGCCUGAAUAUAGGGAGGAUGAGCUACAAGUUUUAGAAGCUGACUGAUAAGCAGACCUAACUAUAGUGGAACAUUUAAGCAUCUUGCAUUAGUAGUGCUACAAAAUGUAAAUGGAGUAUUGUUGUCAGUUUUGGAUGUUAUGUAGAGGGUUUUAACUCAACAGUGACUCACAAUGCUGACUAGUGGGAUGUUUUUUAUCUUUCAGCACCAGACUGGUUUUCCCUGUUUAGAUGAGAAAUCUGUCUUCAGGUAAAAAAUGCUGAGAGAAAACCAGCAUCUUGCCGCAUCUUCCUAGCGCAGUGUAAAUUGAAUUUCUAAGUUGACAUACUGUAUAGCUCGGUUGGUAGAGCGGCCGUGCCAGCAACUUGAAGGUUGCAGGUUUGAAUCCCGCUUCCGCCAUCCUAGUCACUGCCAUUGUGUCCUUGGGCAAGACACUUUACCCACUUGCUCCCAGUGCCACCCACACUGGUUUAAAGGUAAAAAAAAAUUAGAUAUUGGGUUUCACUAUGUAAAGCGCUUUGAGUCACUAGAGAAAAAGCGCUAUAUAAAUAUAAUUCACUUCACUUCACUUCUUGGUUUAUUGCCACAACCUUCUACUUUCUAAGUGCGAUGUGAUGAUUUAUAAUCAAGCAAAAACUUGUCCAAACUCAAAGGUGGUUCAGCAGCAGCUAAGUAGUUAGCUUACCUCUCUGUGAACAAGGCGAUAAAAGUAGUUCCUCUGAAUUAGCGCUUAUAAUAACAAUGUUGCUAAUACUUGGUUAAUGUGCAGGUCACGACAUGUAAACGAAGUAUUGUUGUCAUUAUUUGAAUCUGUUUUUCGAGGGUUUUAUAGCCGGAGAAUGUGAAUCUCAUAAGCUACAUUGUUAGCCGCCUCGUACUAGCAGUUUUUCACUAUUUUGCACAGAAAAGAGAAAAAUGCAUGUUCUUGUCUCGCAUGAGGAUUGUGGAUGAUGGGAAAAAUUCCCCCAAAAAGUGCAUUUCCCCUUUAAAACUCACUUCUCUCCUUCUGUGAGUGUGUUGAAAGCGAAACUGUUUGUCAGACAAAACAAAUGAUUCCAGAUGCAAUAUUUUCCGCGUUCUGUGUGAAAGACGCCGGCAAAUGAACAUCAGAUCUUCCGACUAGCAGGGUGAAUUGCAACACUUUGACAAAAAACAGUUGGAAAUGGGAAAGAUGUAGUUGUUUGGCUUACUUCCCUGCUUAGGAGGUGCAGAAUUAUCUGAGCUUGGUCCGUGCAAAAUGGGAUGCCUUAUUGCACUCAGCUGUUGGAAGUAAUUGUCGCUGUCAAACGAGACUAAAGAUGUAAUCAAUUAUGCAAAGCUCAUUCAUAUCCCGCUUUGCUGCGUUUUGCGUGAAAGGCACGGGCCAAUGAAUGUAGACGAGUGUUCUAGGGCGGCACAUUUUACUGGCCAUCUUUGUCAAGUCACAACUUUUGACAAAACUGCUCCGUUUGGUGGAAACGGGCGUUAAUUGUGGUGCUAAAACAAAUUAGCAUCGUUAUCACACAAGUGGUUUUGCGAUCCAACUUCCUGUUUUGAAAUGCAAUAACAUAAGUCAAAUAAACUAAAGUUAGAGCAUGUUAAGGCCGAUUUAUCAGACAUCUGCUUGUAUUUUCUUCACAUAUAACAAGGCAUUGCAUCAUUUUAAUACCGUGUCUGCAAACAGGAAGUAGGACCCAGAAAGCUUUAACAGUUAAACGUCAUAAACGAUUGUGUAAGUGAUUGGUUCUUAAAGCUGGAUAAAGAUGUCGACUGUUUGUCCAAACUACAAGAAGCUGGCAUCAUUAUUUAACCUUGUAUAUUGUAAAUAGGGGCAAAAACAGAUUGAAUUCUAACACAAGACGUUUUAUUGAAGGGCAAAAAGCAACAAUAACAACAACAAAAAAGUGAUUCGACCUUUUGACUUUUGCUUUUUAUUCGUCAAGUCUUCCCUUAUUUUGAGUCGUGUCACUGUCCUUGUGACGUGGGGGGCGGGGGGGUGUUAAAACACAGCGCUCAUCUCUUACAGACAUAAUGAAUUAUUUAGUAUCUAAAUGAUAACAACAAGUAUUUACAUGGGAGGAGAGUGAUUUGAAGAAACAAUAUUCUGUAUUAUCUUUUGAGGUUUCACUAACCUGAGGAUGGACCGAGAGACAUUUGAGUAAAUCUGAGGGGACUUUUUAAAAAUAAUCUCCCUGUACAUACAUAACUACCUUCCACGCAACUCCCAUCAUUUUGCCCGAUUUAUUACAAUUUUCUGAUGAUUUUUAAAAUCAUUUUGAAAAUAACUUCAAGGCCUUUCGGUUAGUUAUGUUGUCUUUGAUCACUUAAAAGUGUAGUAUUCUGUCCAAUUUUGAAAAGGCUUUGAGGCAUCGUAAGCUUUAAUAUAAGUGUUUUAAUAGGAGCAAAAGUACCGCUAUUGUUACAAAACUAGUCCGGCUUUACAAGAUGUUCUGCAGUGAAACCAGUGACAGAUGCUGCGAGUGUCCCAAAUGUGCACUUGAUUUGACUGCGAUGUCGAAAUUUAAUAGGGGACAGACUUGUGUAUUUGUCACAGGCCAGCUAAGUCAAUGAGAAACCACAUUUAUGGUCCAAAAAAAAAUGUUUUUGUCAUUUCCGACAAGCAAUAUUUUGUUGCACUCGAUGACUUCUGAUGUUAUUUCUAGUGUUUUCCAUGAGGUGCAAUGGGAAAAUGAGUUGCACUUUAAGCACCGCGUUUUUUUUUUUGUUUGUUUGUUUCCUUUCAUCUGUUAUUAACCUGCAAAUAUUGUACGUAAUCAUCUCUCAUGCUCGACUACGACCAUGAAGGAUUGUCCAUUAUUUAGUUGUAUUCACCUUUGGCUGCUGCCUUCAUGUAAGGGAGCAACAACUUUUAGGGGUAUUCAAAAAAAAAAAAAAACAGACCCUUUUCUUGUGAAGCGUCCUGGACGAAGAUAUGAAAACCCUCCUGUUGUUAUUUAAAAAAAAAUAUGUUCUUAGAUUAUAGAUGUGCUUCACAUCAGUAAACUGAAAAUGACAAAAAAAAAACAACUACCUGUAUAUUUUUGUGAUGUGUAUCAUACAAGUGUGCUCCAAUGAUAAUGUCCAUUUGUGUAAAUGUAUUUAUUUCACACUGUAUAUAUUGUUCAAUGCAAAAAGAGAGAGCUAUGAUUCUGUAAGUUAAAUAUUUGUUUGAAACAUUACAUGUGUUACUCCAGACUAUGCCUUUCAGGAUUAUUACAGUAGAGCAAUAUCGAUUAAAACCAGGCUUCCACUUUU
Nerophis ophidion (straightnose pipefish) is the source of this 8584-nucleotide messenger RNA. RefSeq names its product estrogen-related receptor gamma a (gene esrrga). Gene Ontology annotation, biological process: regulation of DNA-templated transcription. Gene Ontology annotation, cellular component: nucleus. The record is from RefSeq and is a predicted model, not a curated record. The transcript has 9 exons. The coding region runs from base 418 to 1983 and encodes 521 amino acids. Gene Ontology annotation, molecular function: sequence-specific DNA binding; steroid binding; zinc ion binding. NCBI's taxonomy places the organism in Eukaryota, Metazoa, Chordata, Actinopteri, Syngnathiformes, Syngnathidae.